Molecule: messenger RNA, 522 nt
Organism: Fusarium keratoplasticum
Lineage: Eukaryota; Fungi; Ascomycota; Sordariomycetes; Hypocreales; Nectriaceae
Exons: 4
Coding region: 1-522 (173 amino acids)
Source: RefSeq, a predicted model, not a curated record
AUGAAGUUCUUCAGCGCCGUCUCUGUCCUGCUCGCCGCAAUGGCUGGGCCUGCGUUGGCAAUGCCCAACGCGAACCCAGGGCUUUCUCCCAUCGUCGACUCCCCAAACCUGGUCGCUAGAGCUCCCGGCGAUGACCCCACCACCACUGUCAAGAUCCCAGGAUCUGAUAACACCACCCAGUACAUGACUUGGCUAACGGAUCAGGGCGAACUUGACUGGAACCUUUUGGCUCAAGACGCCGUCAAGGUUUCCGGCCAGAUAAUGACCUCCAUCGAUUUGAAUACCAUAGUGGAAGACAUGCUUCGACAGAUAGCCAACUAUAUACGCUAUUUCGCGAAGGGAAUGUCACCUAUAGAUGCAAUUCUCGAGAUGAUGUUUAGCGUUGUCAAAGCGCUCCUCGCCAAGGUCAGCCUGAACACCCUAGUGCAGAUGUCCAUGUCCAUGACAGGAUAUCUUGUCUCAGCAAUGGACUUUGACUCGGCGAUGAGGAUCAUCUUUGAGUUUUUGAAUGGGUUGAUCUAA